AUGUCGGGCUCUGAGAACGUCGGAUAUGGCAACAGACGAUCAGCAUCGCAAGCACAAGGAAAUACACGAACUCAAAGAAUAAAUCAAUUGCUGAAUCAACCUCGACCUAGGACCUCUCUUCCUUUCCAACAGGUUCCAGGUCUUUCCACAGCAGAGCAAAAGAUUCGAGACGAUGCCAUUCAAAGCUUAGACUUGCCAAAAGCACCGCAAAACCUAUCUGGAGAGGAAAUGGUAAAGGCGAAUUAUUUCAAAGUGACUAUUUCAAACAAAGUGGAUAUCCGCAAAUACAGAAUCUCGUUAGGCCAAGUUAGAGGACGACCUGUAAAGAAGCGAGAGAGCAUCAGAGCCUUAAUUGAGAAUAUCUUGAACACGCAGCAUAAGCCUCGAAACACCUGGUGGACAUCAGAUUACCACUCGUAUAUCAUUGCGACUAGUAAGCUUUACGACGAAUGCUCGGACGCAAUUGGCUCCGCCAUUUCUAUCACACACACGCGAAGCAUCAGGCCUGAUGAACUACCGGAAGCAAUGAUUAUGAAGAGCACUCUUUUUUUCGAAGGUUUCUUACAAAGGGAUUCUCUUAUCGAUUAUACAAACACAUCAGAUCCUCCGUCUCAACGUCUAUCGAACAUGAAUCUUUCAAAGCCGAGCGAAGAGUACUUGCCUCUUGAAGACUUAAGGAUACUGAAUCUCAUUUCAUGGGAAUCGAUAAAUUGUUCCACAUUUAAGGGAGGCCGAGUUGGGAAGAAGUUCUAUCCUACUGAUAAUAAUCCCCCUGAAAAGAUUCUCAAUGAAUCCAACAAGAGGUUUUCAACCCGAAACCAUGUCUAUGAUGUACGUAUGGGCUUCUUCACCUCAAUGCACCCUGGUAUGGACUCUGUGCUUCUCAAUGUUAGUACUACUACUACAGCUUUUCUUCCUCCCAUCUCACUGCAAACUUGGCUCGAUGCGCGCUGGGGACACUUGCCGUCUUACAGGGGAAUCCCUCUUGCACGUGAGAAGCAUGAAAUCAAAGGUGUCCACGUAACUUUCGAUUUAGACGAUGUUCCUAACCGAAUUUUGGUCAUAUCCGAUGUGAAUCAUCUGUGCGUUAAGGGAGUAAAAUGGGAAGUGGUAUCGGGAAAAGAUCCCUCAAAAACGGUCUGGCAACACAUGAAGAAUGUCCACACUGGUCACACCAUGGUAUUUGAUGAGAAUGCUUCUUGUAUCAAUGUCGGCAAUACAUCUUAUCCAAAAUGGUUGCCCGCAGACCAUCUACACAUAUGCGAGUGGCAAACAGCUCAAUGGAAGCUGGAUAAUCUCUUCACGGCACAAAUGUUGAAAUUCGCCAAGAAAACACUACUACAGAACCAACGAGAGAUCAUCAGAAAAGCACUCAUCCCACUGGGCAUGAAAAACCCCGAUCCUAAUUCUGGAAGUAAAAAAUGGGUGUCUCCCUAUGAGGAAUGUGGAAUGAAGGUGGAGGAGAGACUUUUAGAAGUAACCUCGAAGCAUUUGCUUCACCCGUCUUUGACGUAUAAUUCCAAAUGCAACAAGAAGCUCCAAACUGCUUCUUGGAACUUGGUUGGGGUGAAAGGGUUCAAUGUUGGUGAGAAGUAUCCCGAGCUUAAAAUCGUGCAUGUGACUGCAAACGAUUUCAUUGCUCCUGACUCGCCAAAGAAUGAGCAAGUCUUGAGUUUCGCCAAGGCUCUCGCCGUUAAGCUCAAGGAUCAUGGCCUCGGAACGCAGGCUUUCAACGGGAAGUUAGUACCCACCGUCGCCUGGCCUACGAACGAUAAAAACAAAACCUACGAUUCUGUCCAGCGACGAUCUGCUUUCAAUAUUCUUCUCGAUAAAUGUGUGGGGAAAUCCCUACCGAGCCUCCUAAUUGUGGUACUACCUUCCAAAGACGCCACAAUCUACUCUGACGUCAAAUGGUGGGGAGACUGUCAUGCAGGAAUAGCAACAGUCUGUGUUGGGCCACCAGCGGUGAAAUUUCAAAGUGCCGGUCUUCUAAGCAACUUGAGCCUCAAGGUCAAUUUCAAACUUGGUGGUAUCAAUCACGUCAUUGGCAACUCCGAGAACUAUUAUGGAUUCAGAGGGUGCAUUCCAACUCAAACUGAUAAAGUAAAUCGUGUAAUGAUUGUUGGUGCAGAUGUCAGCCAUGCUGGCAAGGGGCCGGACACUGGAUGCCCAUCUAUGGCUGGCAUAGUUGCUUCUUUUGAUAAUAAAUUUUGUCACUACGCUGCGUCGUCUCGAAUUCAGGCAAACAAUGAAGAGUUCAUCUCAGAUCUAGGCGGUAUGCUCAAGGAGAGACUAGCUCACUUUUAUACCCACAAUAAAUGUCUCCCUGCGUAUAUUCUCUUUUAUCGGGACGGCAUGAGCGAGAGCCAAUUUGGCAUGGUUCAUAAACAAGAGCUUCCUCAAAUUCAAGCUGCUUGUGAAGAGUCUGCGGCCAAAUUCGGAAGACCUAAUUUCAAAAAAUUUGUCACGUUAGUAGUUGUGAUAAAACGUCACCAUACGCGUUUCUUUCCACUGGAAUCGAAAGAUCAAACUAAGAAUAUUGCCGGCGGCCUGGUGGUGGAUAAGCAUAUUACAGCCCCUAACCAAAUGAGCUUCUUUCUUCAAAGUCAUGAGUCUCCAUUAGGGACGGCGCGCUCUGCACACUACACCGUCAUCUCCAAUGAAGGCUGCUGGAAAUGGAAGCCUUAG
Sclerotinia borealis F-4128 is the source of this 2688-nucleotide messenger RNA. NCBI's taxonomy places the organism in Eukaryota, Fungi, Ascomycota, Leotiomycetes, Helotiales, Sclerotiniaceae. The record is from the annotation of a GenBank genome assembly.